AUGGCAUCUAAUGUUUUUGUAAUAUCAAAAUUUCAGUCAAAUUAAGGUUUCAUAAUAAUUGUAAAUAGAUAUAAGAUAAUCGUUAAAAAUGUGAUGUCCAAGUUUUUAAAUUCAAUUUAAUUAUUGAAAAUUAUGAAUUGCCAUCAAAUCCUGAGUGGUGCUUGUAAUGCUGGGGAUCGUUGUUUUGCUGUUGGGAGUGUUGAAGGCGUUCCUUUCACAGCAUACGCAGCAGGAUGUAAUAUCGUAAUAUUGGCCAGCACCUUUGAACGAGUACAGAUCAUACCGGGAGCUAUUCACAACUAUGUUCGGAUUAGUUGCGUCGACUGUUCAACCGAUACUGGAAAAAUUGCCGCAGCUUACGACAAUCGGAUAUGUAUCUUCGAACCUACACCACUUAUUUACAGCAAUUCGCCUCAUCAACUAGACUACAGAUGGGUUCAGACCGGAAGUUGGACUACAGAUUCUCGUAUAACAUCACUGUCCUGGAACCUAGAAGGGAACCGUUUGUUGACUGGGGGCGAUGUUUUACAGCUUUGGCAUCAAAGAAUCAACCAAGCGAAUGAAGGCCUUACGACAGAAGGUGUUACGUUUGAAAUCGGCGAAGAAGCUACUCCAACAGCUACGGCGUCUAGUUGCGGUACAGGUAUCGAUUCGAACGAAGAAGAUGAUCGUGGAUGGGAUUGUGUGUGGAAAUGUCAAACAGCCACACCGGUUCAUCAUAUCGCAUUUUCACCCGAUGGUACUCUUUUCGCUACAGCAGGCAGGGAUGAUCGUUUGGUUAAAAUUUGGUUCGAAAAUAAACAACUGUUAUUUCCUACCAAAAGUGUCGAUCAGAGUAUGAUUUCUUUGGGUGGAGCUUCUACUUUUUCGGAACUUAAUUACGGAUUCGUUUAUAUAGCUCAUCCUCGCGCCAUUACUCAUUUAUCUUGGAGGAAAACUAGUAAAUACAUGCCAAAAGGCUCAGUUUCCAACAUGUUGGUUACAUCGUGUCGCGACAACAUAUGCAGAAUCUGGGUCGAAACGGUUUUACCAGACGAUGGUCUAGUCAAUAUGAGUCAGUUUGAUCCGCUAGCUGCACAUAAUCCUAAAUUCCGUACCCACCGUCACAAACAUAGAUUUAUGCAACGUCUGAAACACAUGAAGACUUGUUUUCACAUUAGAAGACAUGUUAAACAUGGCAGCAAUAGCGGAGGCGGAAAUACUGGUUUGGGAUCGAGCAGCACCAGCACGACGAUACCGACAUUGCCAUCGACUUACAGUGUUCACGAUUUUCAUAGCUACGGAUUCCACGGCACAGGCGUUAUUCCUGGAUUGCAUUUUCAUCUGGCUGCUAGCAUUAAUGCCGAAACAGACAUUCCAUUAGUACCGAGUUUAAUUACCGGUGAUCCAGAAAGAGAACCGAAUUUCGUUCUGCAUUGGUUGAAUAAUAAAGAAAUGCAUUUUUCAAUCCAAGCUGAAAGCAUUUUAAAUGAAUUGACGAAAAAAGUUGUUGAGAAAGAAGAUCUUUACGGAGGUAAUGAAUAUGCUCCUCAAGAACAUACUGAGAUGGAUUUUAGUGAAAUGAACGGUAAGAAAAGAGGCAGCAAAGUGAAAUCAAUGUCUCAAGAUGAAAGCGGCAGUGACGAACAGCACACCAGUCACAGAUCAAACAGUCAUCAUACUUUGAGCAAUGCAACCUCAAUCAAUUCAAUUGUUACCGAUGCAGCUGGUCCUACAUCAAUCGGCCACGGAACCGAUUCUCUGGAUUCCAAAAUAGAAUGCCUGCUUCGGGAUUGGCAUCACAGUCCUGAUUUAUUAUUCGCCGUUCACCCUAUCGACGGUAGUUUCUUAAUAUGGAUUGUUGAGUGGUUAGACGAAUACCAUCCAGGUUCUUUCCGUCAAGCCCAAGUAUCUUUUUCGACCCGUAUUCCUUCAGCGUUUCCUUUAGGAGAUGCCACAACCAUGUCCACGAACGUCUGCCUGUAUCAUACAUCAAGCUCACAGAUCCAAUUAGCAUUUAGAGAUGUUGUACGUACUGCUGCUGCUGCCACAAAGUCGCCACCCAAUGGUCAUAUAGCUUCACUUAGCGAUACUAACGGUGACUCCGUCCUACCUCGAGUUGACGAAGAAGAUCCCAUUGAAAUGGAUAAUCAACCGCCAUCGUACGAAAAGAGUUCUAAACGCGAUGGCGUUGAGCAUAACCUUAGUGGGAUGAGUUCUCCGAAUUCUGGAGAUACGACCUUGUCUGAUAUUAUCGCCGCUCCUCCAGCACCCACCUUAUCUAUGGUCACUAAACACUUGAACGGUAGUUUGAAUCUUUGGCAGUUGACUUUCGCGGAUAAAUCAAAAUUCUCACAGGUUUUAAGUAUCGGACACGCGUCUCGAGUGAGUGGACACAGAUUCCGUGUCAAUGAUAUAACAUGCCAUCCAGUCUUACCAUUGCUACUAACCACAUCUCACCAUAACCUACCCGACGGCUCUGCCAAUUCGCCUAUGUCACCUGUAGCUCCGGAUACUCCGACUGUACCCUCGGGAUUCUGCAGCGAGCUUAUCCUGUGGAGAGUGGACCCUGUCGGGCCUCUUUCGAAAUCCGGAGGUGUCUCCGAGCUUGCCAGAAUUAAUUCGUUACAAAUAUCUGCCUUCUCGAAUGUUGCCUGGAUUCCGACCUUGUUACCAAGCACAACUUUGGGUAAUCUUUCCAAUUCACCGAGUGCCUGUUUCGUUGCAUCUGACGGAGAAAGUUUGAGAGUUUAUCAAGCUGUUAUCGAUGCCAGAACUUUAUUAGCUGAAGUUUCUACGUCUGAACGGAAAAGUCGAAUGAUGGGAUCUUUGGUCAGCUUAACCACUGAAAGUUCAUCAGAUGCUGGAUUAAAGGAAGGAAUGCUCCAUGAUAAAAUAAAAAUCGUGUCUCAGCAAUCCACCGCUAGGCCUGGAUGUAUUAUACAACUCGAUCCUAUUUCCGACGCUACUCACGAUUGGCAAAACACUCAAUUUUUGCACGUAUUCCAAGAACAACUCAUCACCGGAGAGAGAACCGAUCACGUUGUGCCCGAUCACAAAGCAUCCGAUCUCGGUCUAAUGCACUCGAAUUUCGGCGCCAUGGUCGACCUGCAUCAGAAUUCCGAUUUCGAAGAACCUUUCUACAUCGUUUUGCUGGAAAGAACCACUCAAGGAACCACCGUUCACAUGUGGCGAUUAGUUAUCGCCUCGUUGCCCGAUUCAGAUGGAUUAACAGGAAGUAUGAUGUAUGUACCGGAUAGUCAGCUUGUUCAAGAUGACGAUGAUGUUGAAAGCUCCGGUCGUAGUGGAGCUUGCGGUAUUACCGGCGAUAAUGAGAUGCAUUCGUCGCUCUCCGUGCCUCAUAUACUUAUUUCUACAACUAAAGUCUGUACUCAAGAGUUACCGUUACCCGAUGGAGUAGACGUCGUACACGCUUCUCCAGCCGGAGGCCAUCUAAGCUCAGCUUCAAUUUAUCCGGCUUGCUUUGCUCCUUAUAUUUUUGUGACUGCCUGCUCCGAUAGUACCGUCCGAUUUUGGAAAUGUAAGCUAACCAAAACAUCAAACAAUGAUAAAAAGUCUAAAAAGAAGUUCUCCGGAUACGAAUGGGUUGAAUGGGAUAUGCUUCGUAAAGAUCAUAAAUCCGUCAUCGAAAUACCAGGUCAACCACUCAACAUCAGCGCAGCUUACAGCGGUCGUAUAGCAUGCGCUUAUAAAUACGGUAAAUCGUUCACACGUCCUUCGAAAAAGGAUUCGGAUUCGAGAUACGUCAACUUAUGCGUCGUCAUCUACGAAUGCGAAAGCACCGGAGGCUCCGAAUGGGUCUUGGAAGACACCAUUUACCUGAAAAACAUCCAUUUACCCAGACUACAAAUCGACCCCAGUUUAGAUUUGAGUUACUUCAACAGUCAUUCGUUUCUCUCCAAGAAGCAAAGGCUGCAGUCUAAUUUCAUGAAGGCUAUUUCAUCCGAAGAAUUGGAUGCUAGAUCGCAAGUUCGAAAUGGAGAUCAUCAUUAUAACGGAGUCUCCGAUAAUAAUCUGGUCAAAACUGGUUUGUUGACUGUGCCAAGUUUCAGUACGUUGCAAACGCUUCGAAAAUCCAUUACUGAGAGUGGCAAUACUUGCCCUUUGACGCAGAAACAUCUCGUGCAGUUGGAUUGGGUCUCGAAAGAGGACGGUGCUCAUAUUUUAACUAUUGCUGUAGGAAGUAAAAUCAUGUUAUUGACAUCGGUAUCAAGCGAUAUAGCUCAAGCGAACAUGAAAGCUAUGAAGGAAUCACAAUCUACCAAUAGACCUAUUCUUCGAAAAACCUCUUCUUUGGCAGCUCCCAAUUUUAUUGACGAGAUCAGAUGGAUGAAAUUACGUAAAAUCGAAUUAAAUACUGCCGAUGGUCUACCUCCGUUACCAAUGCAGAUUUCAUGGGUUCGAGAUGGUAUCCUUGUGGUAGCCAUGGAUAGUGAAAUGCACGUGUAUUCGCAAUGGAAACCUACUAUUCAAGGUCAAAGUAAAUCCGGUGGUAAUUACUUACGACAUCAAGAAUCAGACGAACUACAAGAUACCAGGAAUCUACGCGACGAAGAUCUUAGAACAUUGGCUCAAGACACCACUCAGCGUCGAUUAGCCAAUGUGAGCUCGAUGCCUCACCUGUCUCGUGUCAGUUCCAUCAAUUUAACCAUGUUGGCUGCCGAAACCAAGAAAAAGAAACCUGGUGCUGGUGGAGGCGUACAGCAGAAUGAAUUACCCAAUAACAUGGAAUCCUAUAUGCCCGAUUACGGAUUAUUCGAAGCCAGCCGCAUUGCUUGCCCUGUAUUACCUCAAUAUCACCCGAAACAACUUAUGGAGUUGUUGAAUUCGGGCAAAAUACGUUGGGUGAAAGCCAUAUUAGCCCAUUUAGUCAGGUGUAUUUCGAAUACUUGUCAAAUACGUCAAGGCGGAGUUGUCUGUUACCCAGAUGAUGAGAAUAACAAGCAGAGAGGCUGGUCGAAAUCUAGAACGUUGUCUGUAUCGUACGCGGGUACGAGUCCGCUAGAACAAAGAGGUUCGACUACAGCUAUACCCGAAGAAGUGACUUUGGAUUAUGCGGAAAUCACGUCCAUUCCACCUCUACCAUUGUGGACACUUUUAGCUGCUGAUAAGGAGAUAUUAGCUUCAGCGAAUCGGACGGAGGAAAAGGAUUAUAAUAAAUUAUUCGACGGAAAUAUCGCCACAAUGGACGAUAACCUGGACGAAUUACUAGAAGAAGAAGACGAAGUGGGAUCUCCUCGCAGACGUGACCGUCGUGCUUCGGCCGGAUCGGAGAAAAACUCUUUGUCACAUUUCGGACCUCGUCAAGGACGUUUGCUAUCGCGUCUUCUGACUCAUACCCACCUUCCAGGCUUAUCUAGUCUGGAUCAAAUGCACCUCUUAGCUCUAGCAGACACUGUAUCAACGUGUAAUACAGAUUUCGCCGAAAGAUUCGCCGUCGACUCAGCCAAAAAUCCGAUCGGUAAAGAACCUCACGAUGGGAUGAUCGAAGGAGAAGUUUCUUCCGAUACCUUGGACGAUUGCGGUCUACGUUUCUUGCUAGCGAUGAAACAUUACAACUACUUGCUGCGUUGUCUACCUCUAGUGCAACGUGCUCAAUUCCAACGUCAGGGUGUCAGCUCGAAUAACCUUGUAUGGGCAUUCCAUUCGGAAAACGAAGAAGAACUUUUGCAACUUAUACCAUCUUAUGCCAAAGGAACUCCGAAAUGGUCCAUUUUAAAAGAACUAGGAGUCGGAUGGUGGCUGAGGAAUCACACUUUGCUGAAAACAUGCAUGGAAAAGGUGGCCAAAACCGCGUAUCAAGAUCAACAAGAUCCUCUAGAUGCUGCAAUCUACUAUCUAGCUAUGAAAAAGAAAUCGGUCGUGUGGGGCUUGUACAGAUCCAAAAGAGACGAGCGAAUGACCUUGUUCUUUUCGAAUAACUUCGCCGAAGAUCGAUGGCGUAAAGCUGCCUUGAAAAAUGCCUUCGCUUUGUUGGGUAAACAACGAUUCGAACACGCUGCCGCCUUCUUCUUGCUGGCUGGAGCACUUCGAGAUGCCAUUGAGGUGUGUUUGAAUAAAUUGGAGGAUCUGCAAUUGGCCAUGGUGAUCGCUCGAUUGUACGAAGGUGAACGUGAUCCAACUCCGCCUAGUUUGAAAAGGCUGCUAUAUGAGGAAAUCCUCGGUUGUGAUAGUAACGGCGAUAAACCACGUCCUGUUAUGGCUCAUCCUGAUCCAUUCCUGCGUUCGAUGGCUCUCUGGGUGCUACGUGAUUAUACAGGUAGUUUAAAUACCCUUCUGCAGACAAACGUGGGAACCAUGCAUGCUCAAUAUUCGGAUGAAGAUAAACCGGAUUCCGCCACCAAUCCAAACGUGUUCAAUUUCUACGUUUACCUCAGAACCCAUCCUUUACUCAUACGUCAUUAUUUGGCAUCUGGAAUCCAAGACAAAAAGAAAGCUCUAGUUGUUUUAUCCGGAUUCAGUUACAGUACCGAUUCCAAAACUAAAUGUACUGCUGACCGUCAAUUAUUCUUGGAAGAUACGAUUACUCCUUUGGAAAGACAGUUAUACUUUACUACCGCCCAUGCUCAUUUCAAAGCCGGAUGCCCAGCUUUAGCCUUAGAAGUUUUAUCCAAAUUGCCCAGCAAGGUGCUAGAUCCGAAUGCAGAAGACACCAACAGUACCAUUAAUAGCCCGAUCAAAAUCACCGUCCAAGAUAGUCAAAUUGGUAGCGGUAUUUUAACAUGGGAUGAACAGAAUAAACCGAAUGAAGCCAUUAAUACGGAAGUAAUUGCCCCGAAAGAAUCAGCUUUGGAUUUCGAUUGGUCAGCGCCUGUAACGCAGUUUAAAGAAGAAAAGCUCGAAUUGAAAUGGAGCGAUGAUGAAGACGAGAAAGAUGGAGCUGGUGAAGAUGAAGUGGAUGAGGCCAAGCCUAAAAAUUCCGAUUUGGCUCUCAAGUCUGAAAAAAGUGGCGAAGAUGUGGUGGACGAGAAAUCCGACGACCCUACGAUUGGACUCGAUAUAAUGGCCCAACAAUUGAAAUUCGUCGCUUGCCUGAAGAUCCUCAUGGAAGAAUUAUCCACCUUAGCCACAGGCUACGAAGUAGAUGGAGGAGAGCUGAGAUAUCAUUUAUACUUAUGGCUCGAACGAGAAGUAGACGCGUUGAGGCAUUUGUGUAAUUAUAGCGUCGGAGAUAUGGAUUAUUCGGAUGAGAUUCCAUUGGAUAGUUCUUAUUACGAUAGCCGAGAUAUGAACAGUACUCCUACGAAAUUCUCCUCCGAUAAGCCCACCCUUCAUGAGAUUCUAAUCGCUGAGAAAUUAGACUUCGAAGCCAAAGUUCAACGUGCCACUAGACGUAAAAAAUGGCUCAAAGCCAAUGAAACGCUUCUACGAACGUUGCUGAGUUAUUGUAGCCUACACGGAGCCAGUGGAGGUGGAUUGGCUUCUGUUCGUAUGGAGUUGGUUCUGUUAUUGCAGGAGUUGCAGCAAGAGAAAACCCAGCAACAGCUCUUGUCUCCGUUACCAUUCCCGACUACGUUGCCAUUAUUGUCGGCCAGUGUGGCUUGUAAUAAAACCGUGGUCACUGACCCAGUACGAUUCUUACAGUCUCAUGCUCACGAUAUUUUACAAACUAUUCUGGAAAUGAGAAGCCCACCGAUGUUCAAUAGAGUAAACUUGUGCGAACUUUUCGUUCUGAGAGACUUAGCAGUAGCAUUAUCGUCUUGCAUUUAUCAAUCUUUAUGCGACAGUGAUCCAUCCGGUGUUAAUAAACAGUUCUCUGAAUGUUACCAACUGGGUGGCUUGGAGAAUCUUUCGUACGCCAAUAUAUCACGCAGCCAUCUGAUAGCGUCACAACGCAAACGUCGUUACAGUAUCGAAGAACUUACUCAAGUGUCAACGCCUCCAUCUAAAUGGCCCGGAGUGACUAAUUUGAGAGCUUUACUGGCUCGUGAAAAAGACGAAGAUACUCCUCGACUGAAUAUUCUACUCUGCGAGUCUUUCGUAGCAUCUUAUAUGAGCUUGGUGACGUAUGCUUUGGCGACCUGCGAUUGUCACAUUUUAUACAGAUUGUCAGGGCAAAGGUUCAGCGAAAAAUCGUGGGCUACGUUGUUUGGUGGCGGAGUAAAGAAGCUGCUGAAGGUUGCUCAGGCUGCCACGAAUCAGGCAUUACAGUCUAGUAUCGAUAAAGAAACCUCUGGCGAAACUGGAGUCUGGACUGCUAUGACGAGUUUAACCAAACAGAGAGUUCGAUUGAAUAUGAAAAUCUUAGGACCUUUUGGCAGUCAGUCUGGAACUGGUAAUUCUAGUCCACAAAUCAAAGAAGAUAAACCAACGUACAGAGAGCAAUUUGUCCCACCUGAGAUGUCCAUGGUAUCUUACUUCUUGAGCAAACCUUCUGCAACCGAUGAUAUACAAGAGUUUGACUACGAUUCAGCUGACAGCGCUGUCUCCGAUUUAUCAGAAGGUGAAGAAGAAGAUGAGGAUGUGUUCGAUAGUGGUGUUGGUGCUGAAAUUAGCCAUUCAAAACGUCAACAAACCAAAGAGAAUACCGAGCAUUCGAAUCCGUACAGUUAUGCUUGGCUGAUUAUGAGAUUAGCUGUUAUGAAAUUGGUGCAAGAUCAGUUGCAAGACUUUCUCAAUGUUGCUGGUGUUGAAUUGCAAGAAUUACCGGUGAGCAGUCCACUGAUACACGGUGUCAUCAGAGUCAUAAGUCAAUGGCAGAAAUUGCUGAAAGAGGAACUGGACAACAAAGGUCCUCCACCAUCAGAUUACGUUCCUGGCUGCUACGUCGAAGAUACCAGCACCGGACCUGCUAUUCAGAAAUACAAAUGCCUGCUGGAUAAAUCAAAUACUCCAUUCCAUCCUCGUCAUUGGUCCGCUGCUCCGGCUCGUCGACUAUGGUGCUACUUAGUGAGACAAGAAUCAGUUCAAGAUCUAUUCAUCAGAAGUAUUUUCGGUAAACAACAACGUAUGUUUGGUGGCACCAUCGGCUGUAACGAUUAUACCGAUAUGAACAGUCCUCAUGGAAGCGGACCUACGCAUAAUUUACCAGAACCUGUUCGUAUCAUUCACAAAGAACAAGAAUCCAUAUCAGCCUUCUGCCUGAAUCAAGUUAAUAAUGGUUUGAUAUCCAUCGCUACACCGAGAGAAGUACAAGAAAUGGAUAUUUCUUUGCUGUUAGAGCUGCCCUCGUGGCUGGAAGACGAAUGCGAAUUUGAUUUAAUCAAUUUAACCAAAGAACCAGAAUUACAACCAGCGACAGGAUUUUUGGUCAUUCAAACAGCGAUGGAUAAACAAAUCCAUAUGACGCCCGGAACGGUCAUCAUGAAUAACGCACCAAACGCAACGCAGCCCGGACUUGCCGGCCAAAGUGGACGCGGAGCUUCUGUUAUGAAAGGAUUAACUUUCCCAGGCUCUCAUGAUCCACGUUUUUGUCAGUUUGUGAUCGAUCGUAGUCGUCAUUUACUGAAACCGGUAUUGAAACAUCGCGUCGAUAAUAUCCGAAGAAUGUGUGCUCAUCCUUUAUUGCCAUUGUAUUUAACCGGAUCUCAAGACGGAUCGGUUCAGAUGUGGGAAUGGGGCCAUGUGAAGGCUGUAUCAGAACCCAGACCUGCUGGAACAUUUGCCAAAGUAACCAGGGUACGGUUUUCGCAACACGGUAAUAAAUUUGGAGUAGCCGAUGGAGAUGGUAAUUUGUCUCUGUGGAAUGUUGGCCUGUCGCCUUCGUAUAAUCGACCCUUCUUUACAUACCAAUGCCAUAACAAGGUAACCAGCGAUUUUGUGUUUCUGGGCUCGUGCAGUUUAGUAGCAACGGCAGGUCAUUCGUCGGAGAGUAAAAACGUGGCGUUAUGGGAUUCGUUGCUUCCACAGAGAAAGGCUCUAGUCACUUGUUUCCAAUGCCACGAUCAAGGAGCUUCGAGUAUACUAUACGCGCCUCAACACCAAUUACUCAUAUCGGCCGGUAAAAAAGGCUAUGUUUUUAUAUUCGAUUUGAGACAACGCCGUCUCAUGUACAGAUCGCAAUUACACGACUCGCCGAUCAGAUGUUUAGCCUUGGAUCCGCACGAGGAAUUCUUCGUUACUGGAGCCGCAGACGGUGAUAUUAAAGUGUGGGGAUUAGCUGCUCAUCAGCUGAUGUGCUCGUUCCCCGGUGAACACGCUAGGUCGAGCUUUUUCAAGCAUAUAGGCCAAGGAGUUACGCAACUUUACGUAGAUUCCGAUGCUAGGCUGUUUUCAUGCGGCGCCGAUGGCUCCAUGAAAGUCAGACAGUUGCCGGAAAGAGAUUUAGUUCAUACAUAUUACUAGUCAUGUUAGAAGACGUUAUCGAUAUGCUUUUUUUUAAACUAAGAAAUUAUAAAAAUUUUCAAAAUAACGCCCCCUCAACUAAGAUUUAUCAGAAUUGUCUAUAGGGAAUUUUAUUUAAUUUUUUUUUUUUCAAAAAGAAGGAACAGUAAAUAUUAUAUUGUAUACGAAAGGUUUUAAUUUUUUUUUACUCGUACGGACGCGAAAUGAAAUUCCAUUUUAAAAUAAAAACGCGGCGAAUAUAUUAGUAGAUUUAUGUAUUAAAAAAAUUUUAUAUCAGUAUUAAUACGUAUUUAAUCUUUUACCAGGCUCGUUUCGUUAUCACCUGAUUAUACAAUUUUUUAAAUGUUUUUUCCCCUCUUUUUUUUGUUCAUUCAUCGCGCGCAGUGCAAUACCAUUUUGUUUUUUUUUUAAUUUACUUAAUAUUUAUGCUAGUUGAAGAAUUUGCGUGAAUUUUUGUAUAUGUAGUAUACCUAGCGAGAAAAUGCAAAGCAAUUCGCCAAAACGCCGAAUUAUUUUAUAUCACGAUAUCGUAUAGUAUGAUAUUAUUUUUUUAGAUAGAUUUUUGAUGAAAAAAAAUAAUAAUUAUAAUAUUGUCGUACGCUAUAUGAUAUAAUAUUAUGCAUAUAAAUUAAUUAUCUAAAUUUUUGCCCCCCUUUCCCUUCGAAAAGUACAAUGUAGCGUCUUGGAAAAUUUUUACAACAUCAUGUUUUAAAGUACAAAUAAAUCAUACUGGCGUUGUUAGAUACGUUCAUAUUCAUCGUGAUGUACCAGAUCGAUUUGAAAAGUCAUUUUAACCUAAAAUUUAUUUUUUAGUUUUAUCGGACCUUUUUUUUUAAUUUUUUUUUUUUUAGCACUUAUCUGUUCAUUAGGCUAGGUAAAUAACGGUUUGAAAAGAAAAAAUUGAAUGAUCGAGUUUUUCUUCGUAAAUAUGUUCAGAAAGAUUAUUCGAACAGGUAUCCGAAAGUUUACACCCCGUGAUCCUUAUUCGAUCCCCCUUAAGAGGGUCAAAUGUGUCCACAAUUUCAAUGGGGGUCUUAUAAGAAUUAGGGGUGUAAACUUUUGCUUGUCUGUUCGAGUGGUCCUUUUGAACAUAUCAACGAAGAAAACCUCGAUGAGCCAUCAAUUUUUUCCUUUUUACCCCCUUUUUUGACCUUAUUUCCCUGGUCUACAUUGUUACCAUAUUAUACUUUUGUUUAUUCCGUGUUUAUUUUUUUUUCUUUCUCUCUCUUUUUCUUGUUUAGCUUAGUGUUUCUCUUUAUAUAAUUAUUAAAUAAAUGUAUUUGUAUAUUUUAUAACCAUGCCAGACGUAUAUACAUAUUAAACGGCUUGAAUUUUUAAUUUCUCCUCAUUUUUUUCCCCGAUCAGACGACUCGUUUGUCUAGAAUAAACUCUUAGCCAAAUUAUCGAAAAAAGCAGAGAUGAAAAUUUCGGAUUAAUUAUACACAUAUACUUACGAGAUACAAAUAUGCGUAGUUAUUAAUUUAUUUAAUUUUAUAUCAAGUUUUUAUAAAUUUUGACGAUAUGUAUAUUUACAUGAUUAUUUUUAAACGUUAACGCAUUUGUUUUCUUUCUUUUUUCGUAGAAUUUUUAAGUCGUGUAUUUAUGUAGGAUUUUUUUGUUUGUUUGUUUUCUUUUUUUUUUUUUUUUGUUUCGUUUCGUAGGUAAAAAAACCUAUACAAAUACUCAGUUAGGUUUAGAUGAAAGCGUAGAGUAGAUGAUUUAUUAGGUUUAUUUUUACGUGUAUCGAGUUUUCAAAAGUGGAUUGGAUUUAACGGAUGGGUAUAGUGGAAUUGGUCUUAGUGGAGUGCUUGAUGGGGGUCUGUUGGUCUGUUUUACGUUUUUGAAGGGGAGGGAUUUGUGAUGGAGUGAUAAGCCCAUGAUUCUGAUUGGUUGAUAAUACAAAUUCUUGAUCGUAAAUCGCGUUUUUUGAUGAUUUUCUUUUGUGGAUAUUUAAAUUCCAUGAAAGUUUAGGUCGAUAAUUCGUGGUUUUGUGGAUGUUUUCGUGUCAUUCAAUUCUCCAUUGUUCAUAUUAAUUAUUAAAAUUGCCAACGUAAAUAAUUACCGUUUAUUUUCAGUAAUUUACCCGUAAUUGCUGAAAACCCUUAUGUAAUUUAUCAAAAUUUACGCUUAUUUUUAGUGAAUAAGAGGAAAUAUAAUAUCGUAUUGAGUAAUUUGCUCAAAAAUUGACUACUUAUACCUUUGAAUAAUUUAUCAAAAAUUAUUACCAACUUUAAUAAAAAUGACAGAAAAUUCCAGUCAAUGGUAAUUUACUCAAAAUAACCAGUAAUUCACCCGAAAUUACGAGCAGCUUACCUAAAAUUACCAGCGAUUUACCCUAAAUUAUCAGUAAUUUACCCAAGAUUACCAGUAAUUUACCCAAGAUUACCAGUAAUUUACCCAAAAUUACCAACAGUUUACAAAAAUUUACCAGAAAAUUCCAGUCAAUGGUAAUUUACUCAAAACAACCAGUAUUUUACUGAAAAUUACCAGUAAUAUACUGGAAAUUACCUGUAAUUUACUGGAAAUUACCUGUAAUUUACUGAAAAUUACCUGUAAUUUACUGGAAAUUACCUGUAAUUUACUCGAAAUUACCACAAAUUUACCCAAAAAUACUGGAAAUUUACCCAAAAUUACCAGAAAUUUACCCAAAAUUAUAAGAAAUGUACCCAAAGUUACCAGAAAUUUACUUUAAAUUACCAGUAAUUUACCCAAAGACCAAAAUUACCAGUAAUUCACAAAAAUUUACCAGAAAAUUCAUGGUAAUUUACUCAAAUUACCAGUGAUUUACCGGAAGUUAUUAGAAAUUUAUCCAAAAUUACCAGCAAUUUACCCAAAAUUAUCAGCAAUUUACCUGAAAUUACCAACAAUUCACCUGAAAUUACCAGUAAUUUACCCAAAAUUACCAGCAAUUUCUAACUUUGAUCAAGUAUGAAGUAAGUGAUAUUUUCUGGACAGUUUGGUAAAUUUUUGGUAAUUGUGGUAAACGAUUGAUAAUUUUUUGGCAAAUUUGUGGUAAUUGAUGGUAAAUUUCUGAUAAUUUCUAGUAGGUAAAUUAGUAAUUAUUAGCAAUAUUUGGUAAUUCUGGUAAGUUACUGGUAAUUUUGGUACAUUACUGGUAAAUUUGGUAAAUACAGGUAAUUUUGGUAAAUACUAGUAGUUUUGGUAAAUUCUGGUAACUUUGAAAAAUGUUUGGUAAUUUUGAUAAAUUUUGAUAAUUUUGGUAAAUUCUGGUAAUUUUGGUAAAUUACUGGUAAUUUUGGUAAAUUACUGGUAAUUUUGGUAAAUACUGGUAAUUUUGAUAUAUUUUGGUAAUUUUGAUAAAUUCUGGUACUUUUGGUAAAUUUUGGUAAUUUUGGUAAAUUACUGGUAAUUUAGGUAAAAUACUGGUCAUUUUGGUAAUUUACUGAUAGUUUCAGGAAAUCAUUGGUAAUCAGUCUUAGUAAUUUUUGGAGAAUAUAUCCCAAUUUCUGGUAAAUGACUCGUUAAUUCUGGUAAAUUACUGGUAAUUUACGCUAAAUUUCUAAUGAUUUCAAUUUUUGGUAAUUACUGGUAAUUUUGGUAAAUUACUGAUAAUUUCUUUUUGGUGCCUAAUCCAUUGUUACUAGUAAUUUUUUUUUAAAUUGUAAUUUCUGGUAAAUGACUGGUAAUUUACGGUAAAUUAUUGGUAAUUUCUCGUAAUUACAUCGGUAAUUUCAGAUUUGUGAAAAAUUUUAAAAAUUUGAUAAAAUUAGAAUGAUGAACGAUUGCUGAUUCUUCUCAUCCUCCGCCCCUUUUUUUUCGACAACUCAGUACCAAUGUUUUUGAAAAAUCCCAAAAUUUCAAUCCUGCUCCCCCUCUUUCCUUCUCAUCCCCUUCUCAUUUAAAAAAAGAGAAAAAAAUGGACGCAUUUUCCCGCAGUAUUUGAAUAUUGAUUCACCUAUCGAAGACUCGAUACAUUCGCAUUAUUAAAAAAUUAUAAUUAUAAUAUUGAAACUACAUAACGUACGAUAAAUUCACAUACGCGUAACUUUUAUUUUUACAAUUAUGACAAUCGCGAUAUUUUUCAACGUGCAAUUUUUUAAGCAUAAAAUAAUAUCUUAUAUAACGAUGUUUUUAAGGCCAGUUUUGAUCGUAAAUGGCAUCCAUAAUGUGAUCAAUAUAUACGACAUACGUCAACUGAAGUAUUUAAAAAUGGCAAUUCGAGCUAAAUAAUGGCCAAAUGAGUUCGGUAUAAAUUGGAAGAUUUCUUUUUGGCUAUCGAGUAUCGAUCGAUGUAUUAAUCCUAACCAGUUCGUAGAGUAGUUCCUGAUUUUGAUAUGUGUUAUUAUUUUUUUUUUUUGUAAUAAGUUUGUGAUAUUUAAAUAUUUUUUUUUUCUUUUCAUAUUUAAGUACAACGUUUUUCUACCUUUUUAUUUCUAAAAAAAAAGAACAGAAAGGAAAUUGGGUAUUGAAUUUGAUGAAAUCUCUCUAAUACAUAGUUGUACGAGUCUCACUCGAUUUUUCUUUUUUUUUUUAAAUACUGAACUCUCCGAGAACAUUUCAUCUUCGCACUCGAAGUAUCUACAAUACAUAUAUACGAGACAACACACGUGAAAAAUUGUCAUACGAGGAAUGCUUUAUACUUAUACAAUUUUUAAAAAAUGAAAAAAAAAUGUUCGAGCAAUAUUUUAAUUUUUGUUUUCUAAAAAUUACCUUACGCGUUUAUUUUUAAAUUUAAGGUUGUUUUAUCUACUAUCAAACUUGUAUUCUGAAAUAUUACUUAUAUAAGGUAGUAUUAAAAUUUCAUUUCUAUUUACUCCGCUUGUAGUUGCUCUUCAUCGUGCUUCGCUUUUUUUUCUUCUUUCUUUUCUUAUUGAUAUUCCUCUUUCCACUUCGUUUUUAUUUUUAUUGAUUUUUUUUUUGUUACGUUUCCCCCAUUUUUCAAUACGUGAGUAGAGAAUGUUGUUUAGUUCGUGGUAACGAAUUGAAUUCGGUUGAGAAAAAAAUUUUGAGCCUAGCGAGGUUGGGUAUUUUUUUUUGUUUUUUUUAGAGCAUCGUGUAUCUGCUAUUUUCAUUUUACCAAUGCUCAUUCAUUCUUCGACAAUAUUUAUCGUUAUUCUGUUAUUGUAUCAGUAUAAAUAUUAUUACGAAAGGAAACUGGAAAAAAUUUUAAAGAAUGCUUGCGAAUACGAUAACGAGUUUGUGAUGUUGAAGCGAAGUUGAAUGGCUGUUCCUUAAUUCACGUAUUUUUAAUUAUUGUUGUUUGCAAAUCGUAUUGUGAUAUGUACAUGGUUACAAAUGUUAUGGUUCUUCUUUAAAUUUUAAAAUAUACGAGUAUAAAGUA
Molecule: messenger RNA, 15586 nt
Organism: Planococcus citri (citrus mealybug)
Lineage: Eukaryota; Metazoa; Arthropoda; Insecta; Hemiptera; Pseudococcidae
Gene: Rbcn-3A
Product: Rabconnectin-3A
Exons: 54
Coding region: 133-10284 (3383 amino acids)
Biological process (GO): vacuolar acidification
Cellular component (GO): RAVE complex
Molecular function (GO): protein binding
Source: RefSeq, a predicted model, not a curated record